AUGCCUCCUCGAUCACAUAUAGAAAAGCAAAAUUCCCGCUUGAGGCCUGUCUCGUGUCACUUUUGUCGGUCGCGAAAACUACGGUGCAGCCGUCAGCUUCCCUGCUCCAAUUGCAUCAGCCGUGGAAUUGAUUGCGGGCUGUAUUCAGCUCCAGCAGCAAGUGACAGCACUCAUAAUAAUGAUAGCCACGGGACGGCUGAUAUUUUGACACGCCUACAACGGCUAGAGGACAUCGUUCUUCGAACGAACAGUCAAUCUAUUCGAGCGCAAGAUGCAAAGACAGAUCGUCGUAGGAGUCCACCACAGUUAGCACGUAAGGAUAAGCAGGCUGCAGCGGAUGCAAUAUGGCUCGAAGCAGAGUGCGCAAGUCAGAUAUCUUGUCGUUCGGUCGGAACCGAUACGGCGACCUUUCGAUCAUGUUCGAUAUGGAGUAUAAGCAGUGUUAUGACUAUUGAAAGUACCAGUUCAGGCCAUUUGGUGAGAAGUUUUUCAUUCCCACUAUACCAGGAGUCCGUGGUUCUGCUUGAAAAAUACUUGCGUGAUAUCACCUACAUUCAUCACGUUGUCCUUAGCGGUCCACUGCGUACAAUGGUCGAUAACAUCUACAAUGACAUUGAGCAUCAAGCGCCUGUAAGCCCUGGCCAGGUGGCACUUCUUCUAAGCAUCCUGUCGAGUGCGAUGUAUACAUGGACUCGGACAGAUUCAGCCAAUGCACCCUUUGCGGACCCCUCGAAGGUUAAUGCAACAUCUUCCCUAUGGGUGAAGGGAACUCUCGACUUGCUAGAUCACUGUCGUCGCAUAUCCCUUCAAUCCAUCGAAGCCAUCCAGGCAAUGAUCAUCAUAUCCUUUGUCAUCGCUAAUCUGGAAGGUAUCAGUGCUCGAUUCCGUGACCUGUUGUCAACAGCCAUAACAGCAGCGCGAGAACUCUCGUUGCACAAAGUCGACCAUCAACCAGAGAUAGACGGAAGAGAGGAAACACUUGCUGACUCUGUUGACUCUGAAAUGAAGCGCAGAGUAUGGUGGUAUCUGGUUGCUACGGAUUGGAUGGCAUCACAAUUCCCUGGUCCUCAUAAAGGCACCUACAGCAUUAACCCGUUACAUAUGGUGGUCAAAAAGCCUCGUAAUGUUGACGAUGAAAAUCUUAUGGCUGGUUCCCCCAUCAUUGACCGACCCAGGGAGCAACCUACCGAGAUCGCAUAUAGCCUUCAGCGUAUCAAGCUGGCAGAGAUAUGUCGGGAAGUCAUAGACUCAUCUUCCAUGACCACAUUUAAUGACGGCGAUAUGGAGCCUGGGCGGCUUUUGGGGGUGGACAAGAGGAUUGUUACAUUCAUCGUACAAUUACCACAGUUCUUCCGCCUGGAUGGAGAUGCUCUGGACGGCCUCAUUGCCAAGUACCCGAACAUUGCUCCCGGAAUCAUGAUUCAGCGGUACAUCAUCAAUUCCUUGGUUCACUCACAACGGUGCCGACUACAUCUCCCGUACUUAGCCCGCGGCUUGGUCGAUCCGACGUAUGCCCCCUCAAGAGAGGCUUGCCUGGAAGCAGCUCGGCGUGUCAUACAGGCAGAAAGAAUGCUGGCAAGCGAGGAUAUCCCGUUUGUGCUUACGAGGCUGAAGUUCUCCGGAAUCUUGCAGUGUGUUGGUAUCGCGAUUACAGCCCUCUUUCUGGACAUGUGUCUUUCUCAGGAACCUGGACCUCGGCAAGCGCGCCGGGCGGAAGUAGUCGAUGCAUGUAGCAUUCUGAGGGACGCCACAAAAGACUCUCCCGUUGCCAUCAGGCUUCUUGAAUCGUUCCAGCGAGUUGUGCGAAAGCAUGAUAUGUCGGUCAGCGAGGUCAUUUCUGAGUCCCUCUGUGCCGACAGCAGCUCAUCCAGCCUGACCGAGAUCAUUGCCGACGAACGGGACAGCAUACCAGCUCUUCCCCACCUGGAAGAGGUUUGGCAGAUUUCGCAAACAGACGCGAACAUCCAAGCAUUCGAUUGGGAUGCCUUGUUCCUUGAACUUGAUUGUCCGAUGUUGUCGAGCUAG
Molecule: messenger RNA, 2025 nt
Organism: Aspergillus luchuensis
Lineage: Eukaryota; Fungi; Ascomycota; Eurotiomycetes; Eurotiales; Aspergillaceae
Exons: 3
Coding region: 1-2025 (674 amino acids)
Biological process (GO): regulation of DNA-templated transcription; DNA-templated transcription
Molecular function (GO): DNA-binding transcription factor activity, RNA polymerase II-specific; zinc ion binding; DNA binding
Source: RefSeq, a predicted model, not a curated record